Messenger RNA from Anoplophora glabripennis (Asian longhorned beetle), 972 nucleotides. Its product is annotated as dnaJ protein homolog 1-like. Gene Ontology annotation, molecular function: protein-folding chaperone binding. The coding region runs from base 1 to 972 and encodes 323 amino acids. Gene Ontology annotation, cellular component: cytosol. The record is from RefSeq and is a predicted model, not a curated record. The transcript has a single exon. Lineage: Eukaryota; Metazoa; Arthropoda; Insecta; Coleoptera; Cerambycidae. Gene Ontology annotation, biological process: negative regulation of transcription by RNA polymerase II.
AUGGGUAAAGAUUACUAUAAGAUUCUAGGUAUACCAAAAAAUGCUGGUGAUGAUGAAAUCAAAAAAGCAUACAGGCAAUUAGCACUAAAGUAUCACCCAGACAAAAAUAAAUCUCCUGGAGCCGAAGCAAAGUUCAAAGAAGUCGCUGAAGCAUACGAGGUACUUUCCGAUAAAAAGAAACGUGAUAUAUACGACGCUUAUGGAGAGGAGGGCCUUAAGGGUGGUGUUCCUGGAGGUGGUCCCGGUGUCAAUGGAGAAAGUUUUACGUACACUUUCCAUGGAGAUCCAAGAGCAACUUUCGCUCAGUUUUUUGGAAACACUAACCCGUUCCAAGAGUUCUUUGCAUUUGACGAUUCAUACGGAAGUAGUUCCCACGAUCCCCUUAAUUCUCUGUUCAACAUAUCCAGAAGCAGCAGAAGUUCACCGAGAAGACAAGACCCACCAAUUGAAUACGACUUGUAUAUAUCCUUAGAGGACAUAUUAACUGGUUGCAAGAAAAAUAUGAAAAUCACGCGAAAAGUUCCUAGGAACGGCAGAUUGGAGAGGGAGGAAAAGAUGCUCACUAUCGACGUAAAACCGGGAUGGAAAGCUGGCACAAAAGUGACAUUUCCAAAGGAAGGCGAUCAAGGUACGGACAGGAUUCCUGCUGACGUAGUCUUCGUAAUUCGUGACAAACCACACCGUUUCUUCAAACGAGAAGGGAGCGAUAUUAAAUUCACGGCUCAAGUAACUCUGAAGCAAGCUCUCUGUGGGUGCACUGUAAACGUACCACUUCUAGGGGGUGGAAAUAUGACUCUGGAUUAUAAAAACGAAAUCAUCUGGCCCGAUACAGUAAAACGUGUUCAAGGGCAUGGGUUGCCAUUCCCAAAAGAGCCGUCCAAGCGAGGUGAUUUGGUGGUCAGUUUUGACAUACGUUUUCCUCGCGAUCUUUCUCAAAAAACUAAAAACAUGUUGGCCGGUAUACUACCGUAA